CCACCGGUAUCGCCAUCGUCGAGUGUUCUGUUUUGGUUUCGCGACAUUUAUCUACUCGGUGUGCUAUCUGUGCCAUAUUACGUGGCGUAGCAUAGCUCCACAAUGCAGAAAUUUCGUGUAGCGCUUCUUCAACUGGCUGUAAAGGCGAAUAAGAGCGAAAACCUCGAGCGGGCACGCCUGAAAAUAAAAGAAGCCGCAGCUAACGGAGCCAAGUUGGUAUGUCUCCCGGAAUGUUUCGCGUUUCCGUACGGUGUGCAGUAUUUUCCGCAGUAUGCCGAGUCGAUUCCGGGUGAAACUAGUGAAAUGCUCUCGAAAUGCGCUAAAGAGAACUCUGUUUACCUAAUUGGUGGUUCACUGUCCGAAAGCGAAGACGGCAAACUGUACAACACUUGCUUGGUGUACAACCCGGAAGGCACGCUAGUUGCGAAACACAGAAAAGUUCACCUCUUUGACAUCGACAUUCCCGGAAAGAUAACAUUCAAGGAGUCGGACAAGUUCACAGCAGGGAGCUCCCUGACCACGUUUGACACACCUUUCUGCAAAGUCGGUGUUGGAAUCUGCUACGACCUGCGCUUUGCUCCUAUGGGGCAAAUUUACGCUCAGCACGGUUGCAAGCUGAUAGUGUACCCCGGGGCUUUCAACAUGACGACAGGACCACUGCAUUGGGAACUGCUUCAAAGGGCAAGGGCUGUCGAUAAUCAAGUUUACGUUGCUUCGGUUUCACCUGCGAGGGAUGAGAGUGCCACCUACGUUGCGUGGGGUCACAGCAUGCUCGUGAGUCCCAUGGCUGAAGUCGUCACUUCCGCGGACGCCAGUGAGGCCAGUGUUGUUGCAGAUGUCGACCUGGAAUAUUUAGAGACCGUGCGACAGCAGAUACCCGUCACAAAGCAGAAGAGGGACGACCUGUACAAAGUCAUCGAAUGCAAGGGCGUGGAAAAGCUGGGAUAAGGAUUGGUUGAUUUUGUGAAUUUGAUGCGGGUGACUUGGGGGUGUUGCGAAGAACUGUGAGACAGAACACAGGAGGGGGCGACCGCUGUGCGUUGACUGAUUUUCCGAGAAGUGGUGUACGAUGAGCUACAUUUAUAUUGAAUAUAUUAGUAAAAGGAGAUUGAACUGG
This is a messenger RNA of Ornithodoros turicata, 1117 nucleotides long. Its product is annotated as omega-amidase NIT2-like. Gene Ontology annotation, molecular function: omega-amidase activity. Gene Ontology annotation, biological process: L-glutamine metabolic process; oxaloacetate metabolic process. The coding region runs from base 103 to 948 and encodes 281 amino acids. Lineage: Eukaryota; Metazoa; Arthropoda; Arachnida; Ixodida; Argasidae. The transcript has a single exon. The record is from RefSeq and is a predicted model, not a curated record. Gene Ontology annotation, cellular component: mitochondrion.